Messenger RNA from Frieseomelitta varia, 1047 nucleotides. Its product is annotated as zinc finger protein 397-like. The annotation marks the transcript as partial. The transcript has a single exon. NCBI's taxonomy places the organism in Eukaryota, Metazoa, Arthropoda, Insecta, Hymenoptera, Apidae. The record is from RefSeq and is a predicted model, not a curated record.
UGGUAUCUACGAGGGACGGUAGGUUGUUGUUUGUCCCUCGAGUCGAGUCGUUGGAGCCUCGCGGCGCGACGCAUUCGAACGGAACGUCGACCUCAACUCCGUGAGCUGUACAGCAUCUUCUGUACAGCGGUCGAGAGAGAGUAUGCUGUUCAGUAUUUAUGUCUCCGUGUUUCAGGGUUCCAUAUUCUACCGCCUGCGCACGGACAGAACCUAAUCUUCAAGAGCCGUUCGGGAUCGAUUGGGAAACGUUGUUUGGAAUCGGGCAAAACUGUGAAACGGAGGAGCUUAAAGAUAAACGCUUCCGACAAGAAGAAGCCGUUUCAGUGUCAAAAGUGCGGUCGCGGUUUCACCCUGAAGAGAAACAAAGAUCGGCAUGUGAAUUACGAAUGCGGCCACGAACCAAGAUUUCAGUGUCCUUAUUGCGGUCUACGCAGCAAGCAAACGUCACCGGUCUACGCUCACAUCAGGAAAAAACAUCCGGAAGAGGAAGUGUUUAUCUUCGACAUGAAGCUUUGAACUCGAACACUCGACGACGAAAUUCAUCGACGAACCAUUCGUUCUGCGCUCGAUCUAGCUCAGUGUUAACCGAGACGUGUCGCUUUUUCGAUCUUCUACUCGCUUUCUAAGGAAACGUAUUUCUCUACAGCACGCGCGCUCAUCUUGGAAGAUCUUUUCAGCGCCACACGAACCCUAUCAACGUUGCAUUUAACCUUCGAACGACAAUUAUGUGUAAAUAUUUUGAGUAAAAAUGCAUGCGAAUUUACACACGAAAUACAUGCACGCCAAUGAUCCUUCCUAGUUUAACAAUUCUCUUAUCGUGUUGUACGAAUUUCUGCUAACGUGCACGCCAAUUGUUCGAGUUGUCGAUCAGUAACCUUUCAUCUGCAUUCCUCCGUGCACGAAUGCCUAGUUGAACAUCAAGGAUGUCGUCGUCAUCACCCGAAGACAACGGUACACAACGAUCUCCAUUCAGUAGAUAUAAUAAUUAUCGUUAACGUAGCCUAAGACGUAUUUUUCUCUAGUACAUAUUAAAAAAUUAAAAAUAAA